UCAGCCGUUGCUCUAAAUUCAUCAAUGGCGACCGGACAGAUCGGAGCCUUAACCCCUCGCUCUAUAUAUAUGCUACUAGCAACCUGAUUACUGCCAUAUCUACAAGUUACUCGCUAGUUCAGUACUUAAUCGAGUCUCCUAAUCUAAGAAACCAAGCAGAGGCGAGAAUGUCGGGGCGUGGAAAGGGAGGCAAGGGACUGGGAAAGGGAGGAGCGAAGCGACACCGGAAGGUGCUCCGGGACAACAUUCAAGGAAUCACAAAGCCGGCGAUCAGGAGACUGGCAAGGAGGGGAGGAGUGAAGCGCAUAAGCGGGCUGAUCUACGAGGAGACUCGCGGAGUGCUCAAGAUCUUCCUGGAGAACGUGAUACGCGACGCCGUGACCUACACGGAGCACGCUCGCCGGAAGACCGUCACCGCCAUGGACGUGGUGUAUGCCCUGAAGAGGCAGGGGAGGACUCUUUACGGGUUUGGGGGCUAGGGUUUUUGUCGCAAAAAAAGUCUUGCUGUCAAGAAGUCGGGUUUGGAUUUUGACUUCUCUUUGCGUAGUUAAUGUAAUGUCUGGGCUUUCUGCAUUCCUUAUUUAUUGUAAGAAAUUAUAGCUUGGAAUUUGAAAUACUGAGUAAAGCAGUAAUAUUUGAAGGCUUUUGUUUUAA
Molecule: messenger RNA, 654 nt
Organism: Diospyros lotus (date-plum)
Lineage: Eukaryota; Viridiplantae; Streptophyta; Magnoliopsida; Ericales; Ebenaceae
Product: histone H4
Exons: 2
Coding region: 168-479 (103 amino acids)
Biological process (GO): nucleosome assembly
Cellular component (GO): nucleosome
Molecular function (GO): protein heterodimerization activity; DNA binding; structural constituent of chromatin
Source: RefSeq, a predicted model, not a curated record